Molecule: messenger RNA, 3920 nt
Organism: Oryza sativa Japonica Group (Japanese rice)
Lineage: Eukaryota; Viridiplantae; Streptophyta; Magnoliopsida; Poales; Poaceae
Source: RefSeq, a predicted model, not a curated record
AUGUUCUCGUUUGCAAAUCCAUGGUGUUGUAGUUAGGCGGAUGUCAUGCAUGUUUCAGCUUGCUCUUCUGGGACGGUAGGUCCUGUUCUUCGUCUCGCGCACUUGGGUUUGAUCCUGAUUUCGUAGGAGAUUUCGUUCUUAGUUUUAGCGUUUGAGCAUGAAUAGUCGCUGGUAAAUUGUCCUGUUCGUUUGGGGUUGGAUCUUUGGUGGCGGUGAAUUGUGUAUGUGAUUUGCAAUUUCAUCCACCCAUCUCGCUCGCCUCAGCUCUGUGACGAGCACCGUCUGUCCCUACUGCGUCGCCCGCGAGGUGCUUGUCGUAAUGCUCCAACGCCGGGGCACGCCCACGCGCGCCGGCGCACCCGGUCUUGAGAUUUGGGUGGCCUAGUGAAACUAAAAAUAGGGCCCACAAAUCACAUCUAAAUAAUAUCUCUCUCUCUCUCUCUCUCUCUCUCUAUAUAUAUAUAUAUAUAUAUAUAUAUAUAUAAAUGCUUGUUACCAGUAAGCAAUUGAAUUGCAAGAAAAACUUUCUAAUAUUACUUUAAGAAUUUGUCCAUUGGGCCCUUUCAGUCAUUUUAUUAAAUCAUCCACCUUUUUCUUUCCCGAUACGUACUUUCUAGACAACAUAAUAUCAAGGACGAACUAAUAAUUGAGAAAAAUAUAUUACUAGCUCUUGAGCUCAUAAAUUACAAAGCUGUAAAACUAUAAAUCUGACCAAUUAAUUGAUUGUGGGCGUGCACCACUCCCCAACGACGGUGGGGGAGGUGGAGGCGCGACGACCAAUGACAGCGUGCACUCGUGCGGUGGAGGAAGCGGCUUGAGAGGGAUGGAGAUGGGUAGAGAAGGGUUCGGCACACCAACCACCAACAGUUGGGCGCAAGUUCUCCAACCUCCCUUUUGUAGUCGGCCUACAAAUCUUCCAGCAGCUGACAUGGAGGCUGUAAUCCUUGCUGUCUCAAAGAUUGGUUCAGUUUUAGUGGAGGAAGCCACCAAAGCUGCUAUAGCCAAGCUAUCUGAAAAAGUUGCAAAUCUGAAGGAACUACCGACAAAGGUUGAUGAAAUAAAGAAGGAACUGGAGACAAUGAACAAUGUUAUAAAAAAGAUGAGUACAACACAUCCCAUCGAUGAGGUUGUCAAGGGUUGGAUUGUAGAGGUGCGGGGCCUGGCCCACCAUGUUCAGGAUGUAAUGGACAAAUAUUCAUACCAUGCUCUUAUGUUGGAAGAAGAAAGUUCCAUGAAAAAGGUAUUCACUAAAAAGAAAUAUGUCACAGUUUUCAGUGAUAUUGCGGAAGAGAUUAUCCAGAUAGAGAAAAAGAUUGAAAAUGCUGGGAAGCGGAAAGAACGGUGGCUGCAGCAGCCUGACCUUAUUCCUAACCCGCUUACUUAUAUUGAAAGGAAACAGUUCCAAGACUGCCUCCUGGCACAAGAUUAUCUAGUGGGGAUUGAAGGCAACAGGAAGCUGCUGACUGAAUGGUUGUACUCCAGUGAGCAAGGUAACACAGUGAUAACGGUAUCUGGUAUGGGUGGAUUGGGCAAAACCGCUCUGGUCAAUAAUGUGUAUGAGUAUGAGCGGGAGAAGAACAAUUUUGAUGCUUUUUCUUGGAUUGUCGUGUCACAGACAUAUAAUGGGGUUGAUCUACUGAGGAAAUUACUUAGGAAGAUUGGUGUUGUCGAAACGACGCCAACAAUUGGGUACCCUGAACAGACAAAUUUAUCAGAUUUGGACCCUCGUGACUUGAAAAAUAUAAUAAAGGAAAGGCUAAAGGAUAGAAAAUUUCUGGUUGUAUUGGAUGACGUUUGGAACCGGGAAGCAUACACUCUGAUAGAGGAUGCGUUCCUAAGCUGCCAAACAAGUCGCAUAAUCAUCACAACAAGACAGGACGAUGUGGCAACUCUUGCAUACCCAACACACCGUCUCAAACUCAAACCAUUGGAGCACAAUGAUGCAUUUGAUCUCUUCUGCAAAAAGACCUUCUAUAACAGCAUGCACAGCAAGUGCCCACAGGAUCUUGAGAAGUUGGCUCACAAUAUAGUGGACAGGUGCGAAGGCCUGCCACUUGCAAUCGUAUCUAUUGGUGGCUUGUUUUCUUCAGUGAAACUAGAGAGUUAUAUUUGGAAUGAAAUGUACAAGCAACUUGGAGACGAGCUAGUGAACAAUGAUCAUAUACGAGCAAUUCUAAAUCUAAGCUACCGUGACUUACCUGGACAUCUUAGAAAUUGUUUCUUGUAUUGUAGCCUAUUCCCUGAAGAUCAUCUGUUUUCACGAGAUACCCUCAUCUGGCUGUGGGUUGCAGAAGGCUUUGCAGUGCGAAAACAACAUAGCACACCAGAGGAGGUGGCUGACAGAUAUCUUAGGGAACUAAUCCAAAGGAAUAUGCUGGAUGUUGUGGAAAAUGAUGAGCUAGGCAGGGCUAGUAGCUGUAAGAUGCAUGAUCUUGUGCGCGACCUGGCACUUUCUAUAGCAAAAGAGGAGAAAUUUGGCUUUUCAAAUGAUUAUGGCACAAUGAUAGAAAUGGAAAGGGAUGUUCGCCGUCUGUCAUCUUGUGGAUGGGAAAACAAUGAUGUACUAAAACUUAAAUUUCCACGUCUGCGAACCCUAGUAUCAUUGAGAGCAAUGUCACCCUCCACUUAUAUGCUGUCCUCAAUUUUGUCAGAAUCAAACUAUCUUACAGUUCUCGAGCUUCAAGACUCAGAAAUCACUGAAGUGCCAGAAUCCAUAGGGAAUUUGUUCAACUUACGUUACAUCGGCUUGCGGAGCACCAAGGUCAAGACACUCCCACAAUCAGUUGAAAAGCUGUCUAAUCUCCACACUUUAGACAUCAAGCAAACCAAAAUAGAGAAGCUACCAAAAGGAAUCGCUAAGGUCAAGAAGCUACGGCACCUGAUAGCCGAUAGAUAUGCUGAUGAAACACAGUCGACGUUCCAGUAUUUCGUAGGAAUGCAAGCACCCAAAAAUCUGUCCAAUAUGGAGGAACUACAAACUCUUGAGACCAUGCAAGCCAGCAAGGACUUGGCUGAGCAGCUGAGUAAAUUGUUGAAAUUAAGACGUGUAUGGAUUGACAACAUAAGUUAUACUGAUUGUGCAAAGCUUUUUGCUACCCUGUCAAACAUGCAGCUUCUUUCCAGCUUGCUUAUCUCUGCAAGGAAUGAAAAUGAGGCACUUUGCUUUGAGGAACUCAGGCCAAAGUCCAAAGAACUCCACAAGUUAAUUAUCAGAGGGCAAUGGGCCAAGCAGACACUCGACUACCCAAUAUUUCGUUAUCAUGGUACACAACUCAAUUAUCUAGCAUUAAGUUGGUGCUAUCUUGGGGAAGAUAUGCUAGGGAUACUCUCUUCACGCUUGGAGAACCUCACUUGUCUAAGACUGAACAAUAUACAUGGUACAAAAACAUUGGUUCUUGAUGCAAAGGCCUUCCCACGCCUGAAGAUGCUUGUGCUGAAGCACAUGCCUGAUGUCAACCAGAUACAAAUUAUGAAUGGUGCACUUCCAGUCAUUGAAGGUUUGUAUAUUGUGUUUCUAUCAGGGGUGGAGAGUGUCCCUCCUGGCAUUGAAACCCUUCGGACCCUGAAAAAACUCUGGCUGCUCAAUCUGCACAAGAACUUCAAAGCUGACUGGAUUGAGAGAGAAAUGCAACAGAAAAUGCAGCAUGUUCCAGAGCUACUCAUGUAGGAGUGCAUUGUUUCUUUUUUCCUUCUGUAAUGAUCUUGGUUGGUGCAUCUGCAUUUAUCUCUUCAUAGUUCUUAGUUAUGGAGCUGUUGGUAGCACUACCUGAAACAUUGGCUUUCUUAUCCAUCGGGACCUGUAAUUUGUUCUGUUGUUUUGGGUGCUUCAGAUAGUGAUUCUCAUCUAAGGACAAGGAACCGUGUCCUUUUACUUUUGAACUGCAUUUGCUAAUAAUGAUGUAACUGUAAUUCACCUCCCA